This is a messenger RNA of Oryzias latipes (Japanese medaka), 1913 nucleotides long. It is a transcript of the gene yipf5, whose product is annotated as Yip1 domain family, member 5. The record is from RefSeq and is a predicted model, not a curated record. NCBI's taxonomy places the organism in Eukaryota, Metazoa, Chordata, Actinopteri, Beloniformes, Adrianichthyidae. Gene Ontology annotation, biological process: regulation of ER to Golgi vesicle-mediated transport; vesicle fusion with Golgi apparatus; endoplasmic reticulum to Golgi vesicle-mediated transport. Gene Ontology annotation, cellular component: trans-Golgi network; membrane.
GAAGCCUCAAUCAGUUUGGCAGCUCUCAGCCUCAGAGGUAUUCGGCGUCCCAGGUGGGAGUUUGCGUUGUGAUGCUACCAUAUAGAAAAAACGAAUAGCAUGGAUAAAAAAGUAAAGAGUACAAAAAAAAUGUCAGGGUUUGACAACCUCAACACAGAUUUUUACCAAUCCAGCUACAGUGUAGAUGACCAAAACCAAGGUGGCUAUGGCUACAGCACUAAUGAAAACUACAACAAAGCAUACGGUCAAUAUGAUUACUCCCAGCCGAUGGCAUAUCCUUCCCCGAUGCAGCCCGCACAGCCAUACACGGGACAAAUCUUUCAGCCCACACAAACGUAUACCCCAUCUGCCUCACAGUCCAUGUACAGUAACAGCUUUGACGAUGAGCCUCCACUGCUAGAAGAGUUAGGAAUCAAUUUUGACCACAUCUGGCAGAAGACCCUCACAGUGCUCCAUCCAUUGAAAGCAGCAGAUGGCAGCAUAAUGAAUGAGACCGACCUGACUGGCCCGAUGGUCUUCUGCUUGGCUUUUGGGGCAACUCUUCUUUUGUCGGGUAAGAUCCAGUUUGGUUAUGUGUACGGCAUCAGUGCCAUCGGGUGCCUCGCCAUGUACUGCCUGCUUAACCUGAUGAGUAUGACGGGCGUGUCCUUCGGCUGUGUGGCCAGCGUGUUGGGCUACUGCCUCCUUCCCAUGAUCCUUCUCUCCAGCUUUGGUGUUCUCUUCUCAUUACAGGGCAUGAUUGGAAUUGUAAUAACAGCCACUAUUAUAGGCUGGUGCAGCUUCUCGGCUUCAAAGAUCUUCAUCUCUGCGUUGGCCAUGGAUGGACAGCAGUUGUUGGUUGCUUACCCCUGUGCUCUGUUGUAUGGAGUUUUUGCGCUCAUCUCUGUCUUCUAGAAAAUAAAAACAACUCAUCAAGCAACCGUUAAAAAUAACUGCACCACAGUUGCUGUAGCUCCAGUCUAAUGAGGAUCAGUGUAAUUAGGGUAAUUAUUGCCUAAUUACACAGUUGCAGCAGAAAAAUGGGAACUCCAGUCUAAAAUGGAACCGGGGACUUUUAUUUUUUAUUUUUUUAGCUACCACUUAUUACCACAUUCCAACGUGAUCCCUUGAAGGCUGGAGUGGAUCCUGUCAAUCACCUCCUUCAGCUUUUCCCUCCAUCAUACACAUGAAUGCGGAGGACUUCGAAAUAUUCCCAGAACUGCUGUGUUUUGAAGUGACAUGAUUAAAUUGUCAUGACAUGAAGAACAAAGCAUGUGGAAUCAGGGAUAGCCGUGAAAGGUUUCACACAGUUAAACCCCAAAAGACCAAUUUUUACACAGAUGGGAAAUAUUUGUUUUCAACAAGAAACAUGCGAAAACUACCACUGAUUUUUUUUUUUUUUUUUUUUUUUAUUAUUUGAAUGGUUUUCUUCUGAAGUCAUUUGUCUUGUAAACAGAUUCUGCUGAAUUAAAACGAAGGGAAACAAAUUCUGCAUAAGACUCCAAUCCACUCAAACUGCUUUUCUUUCUAUGACGGUAAAGAACAAAAUGUUUUUUUGAUUUAGUGGAAUUCCUUUUACCCUUAAGUGAAUAGUCACAACCUCCAUGCUCCAACAGCACAACCCUCUUCAUUAGAAAGUUAUAAUCCGCUUUAUUUCCAUGUAUUUUAUUUGACUCAGAUUCGAGUUUUGAUGCCUUUCAGGAAAACGACCAGAGUGUUGCACAAUUGAUUUGUCAGAACCAACCAAACUUGAUGAAACAUUGAGAAUUAUAAUAGUACUUUAAUACUAUGUGUCUGUACAUCAGUACUUAUAGUUUUGGUAUUGUUUAAAUUACUCGCAUUUCUUAAGGAUUACUUUUAGCGAUGACUCACUUUAUGUGCUUUGAUGUGUCAUCUGUUGACUCAUGCAUUAAAGAGUUUUGUUUUUUUUGGAA